Molecule: messenger RNA, 366 nt
Organism: Funneliformis geosporum
Lineage: Eukaryota; Fungi; Glomeromycota; Glomeromycetes; Glomerales; Glomeraceae
Source: the annotation of a GenBank genome assembly
AUGAAUAAUUUCAAUUUUUAUUUUAGGGUUAAAAAAGACAAAAAAGUUAGUUUAAACAAGGGGGGGAAUGUGGUGGAAAUUGAACUUGAUGAUUAUGGACAGGGCAUGCUCUUUUCACCCCAAGAAUUUCAAGAAACAAGAUUUCAAACUCUAACUUUACCGGUUACUCCCCAAGUGCGAAAGGUUGACGAAAAAAACAUAAAACUAACUGCUGACACUUUUGGAGCAGUCGAAAUGGGUAAAGUGGUGCAAAGAAUGACAAUUUAUACUAAAAAUUUGGAAGAACAAUUAAAGUUAGAAAAAGUUUCAGAAGAGGAAUACAAUAAUAAACAUAAUGAUAAUUCUCUCCAAGAACUUAAUAAUUGA